AAGUUCAGUGCAUAUGCUAUCAUAUCUCAUUUUUUAUUUAUUUAUGUACAUGUAUAAAUUAUAAGUUAGUUUGAAUAGCUCGUCUCAGCUGGACUGCAAGCGGCGCUGGACAGUCUCCUUCCCACCGCGAGGACCUGCAUUGGGACAGUCUUGGUGUCUAGGUAGGCAACUCCCUAGAUUUUGAGACGCAGCCCUCGCUCGUAUUCAUUCAGUGAGGGUCCUCCCCUCAGGAAUACGACAAAGGCUGCAAGUCUGCAUCGAAACGAGGCAUGGUCUAGCGUGAAGAGCUGCAGCCCAUCCACCACAUCCAGAUCCAGCACAGCAGAGCACAUGAUUCUCUUCUCCUGUUCUUAAAACCAUCAUAGCAUCCUCUAGAAGAGAUGACAAGCCAUUAGAUGUGUGCUUUCAUAUCGACUGUGCUCAUCGGAUACACGCGCACAAAGAUAUACUACAGCUCCAGGUGUUGACAUGGAGCUGGAGCAUUUCGACGAACGGGACAAAGCACAAAGAUACAGCCGUGGGGGUUCACGUGCGAACGGCCUGCCGAGCCCCACGCACAGCGCCCACUGCAGCCUGUACCGAACCCGGACCUUACAGGCUCUGAGCUCCGAGAAGAAAGCCAAGAGGGUCCGGUUCUACCGCAAUGGAGACCGGUACUUCAAGGGGAUUGUGUACGCUAUUUCCACCGAAAGAUUCAGGUCUUUCGAUGCUCUUCUCGCAGACCUCACCCGCUCCCUAUCAGAUAACAUAAAUCUGCCUCAGGGCGUCCGGACCAUUUAUGCCAUUGACGGGUCGAGGAUUACCAGCAUGGACCAGCUGGUGGAAGGGGAGAGUUAUGUAUGUGGAUCAAUUGAACCUUACAAGAAUCUGGAAUACACUAAGAAUGUCAAUCCCAACUGGUCAGUCAAUGUCAGGACCGCAGCAUCGGCACGAUCGCCCACCUCUCUGGCCAGCGCCAAGCCUGGUUCUGUGGAAACCAAGGAUAACAGGGAUUUCAUCCGACCCAAACUGGUAACCAUAAUCCGCAGUGGGGUAAAGCCUCGGAAAGCCGUGCGUGUCCUUCUCAACAAGAAGACAGCCCACUCGUUUGAGCAGGUUCUCACGGAUAUCACAGAUGCCAUCAAACUGGACUCUGGAGUGGUCAAGAGGCUUUAUACAGUGGAUGGUAAAAUGGUGACAUGCCUUCAGGACUUCUUUGGCGAAGAUGAUAUAUUUAUUGCCUGCGGCCCAGAGAAGUUCCGCUAUCAGGAUGACUUCCUGUUGGAUGAGAGUGAAUGCAGAGUGGUGAAGUCGCAGUCCUAUGGCCGUAUUUCUUCAAUGCAGGGCCGCUGCUCUCCCCGUAGUGGUGGACCGUCAAGAAGGAGCAAGUCCCCUGGUUCCAGUAGCUCAGCUAAUGGAACAGCAGGUAGUCAGCUGUCGACUCCACGGUCAGGCAAAUCUCCCAGUCCAUCUCCCACCAGUCCAGCCAGUCUGAGGAGACGAAGGGGCUCUCAGCACAGUGGCUCCUCUCUCUCUCUGGCCUCCACCAAGGUGUGCUCCAUGGAUGAGGGCGAUGGGCCGGGCAGUGAAGCUGAGCUGAUGGACGAUUGUCCUCAGGUUCCUGCUUCCAUAGCCGAGAGGUACAAGGUGGGACGAAUCAUUGGCGAUGGGAACUUCGCUGUGGUCCGAGAGUGUAUGGAGAGAUCCACAGGCCGAGAGUACGCUCUGAAGAUCAUUAACAAGAGCAAAUGCAGAGGGAAGGAACACAUGAUCCAGAAUGAGGUGUCCAUUCUUCGGAGAGUGAAACAUCCUAAUAUUGUUCUGCUGAUUGAAGAAAUGGACACAUAUAGUGAACUCUACCUGGUCAUGGAACUUGUCAAGGGUGGCGACCUCUUUGAUGCCAUCACUUCCUCCAACAAAUACACAGAGCGGGACGCCAGCGGGAUGCUGUAUAACCUCGCCAGCGCUAUCAAAUAUCUGCACAGCCAUAACAUUGUUCACCGUGACAUCAAACCUGAGAAUCUUCUGGUCUAUGAGCACCAGGAUGGAAGCAAAUCCCUGAAACUGGGGGAUUUCGGAUUGGCAACAGUUGUGGACGGACCACUUUACACUAUAUGUGGCACCCCAACCUAUGUAGCUCCAGAGAUCGUUGCAGAGAUGGGGUAUGGAUUGAAAGUUGAUAUCUGGGCGACCGGGGUCAUAACAUACAUAUUGCUUUGUGGCUUCCCUCCUUUCCGUGGGAGCACAGAUGACCAGGAAGCUCUUUUAGACCAGAUUCUGAUGGGACAGCUGGAUUUCCCUCUUCCAUACUGGGACAAUGUAUCUGACUCUGCAAAGGCACUUAUUACCUGCAUGCUACAGGUGGAGGUCGACCAGAGAUACACAGCUCUGCAGGUGUUAGACCAUCCCUGGGUCAAUGAUGACAGGAUGUGUGAGAAUCAGCACCAGCUGUCUGUGGCCAGCAAGAUUAAGAAACAUUUCAACGUGGGCCCCAAACCCAACAACACCACAGCAGGAGUCACUGUGUUAGCGACCACCCCUCUUGAUAAGGAGAGGCAGGUUUUCAGACGAAGACGCCACCAGGAUGUGAAAGCGGCUGCUCCCCGCAGCACCACCGCCGAGUUCACCUCAGAGUCAGAAGACAUUUCCCCAAGCUCGGCCGAGACGGUCCGCUCUCCCACAUCGCCGUUUUAAGACCAAACCCUGGUCUUGGCAGGAAUCAAUGGAAAAUUAUCUAGAAAUAAGGGAAAAUUAACUUGUGAAUCACAAAUGAUAACAGUUUUUGAAUACGAAUGCUUGUCACGAAGAGCAGAUGAGGUUUUGCGAGGGGCGCAAAAAUAAUAUCACACUCUUAGCAGUUUUUAACAUCCGAAAUGAGAAGCCCUUGCCAUUGUUUAAGAGUUUUCUCUUCAUCAUUACAUUUGUUGCUAUGAGGUUUUGUUUUGUCAGUAACCCGCCUCUCUUUUGCGCGUUCUAGUGUUCGAUAGAAAGUAAUGCAGCCAAACCUCCCACUCUGUUUCAACUGAUCACACACAUGCCGUCUAAUACCUAGAAUAAACAGGCGAUGUCUUAGCUUUUUUUUUUUUUUCAGUGACCAAGUCUUUUACUCGUUUUUACCUUUUGUAUGAACUUUAUAUAUUAAAAAAUUUUUAGGUUUGAACAUUUAUUUCAAACUGAUAUCUUAUAUUUACAUAUUUCAGCACUUUCUUUGAGAAACAUGUUUUCUGUCUGUUGGUUAGACAUUAGAAUGUUCUUUCUAAAAAUGGGUGAAAUGUCUGAAUAGUUGAAGCUCUUUUUCGAUGUAUGUGGCUGUAGAAAAGCUUGUUUGAACUUAAUGCAAUGCAUGUGAUGGGUGCUGAUGAAUGCUGCUGCUAUGAUCUCUGCUCUGUAAGUUCAGUUCUGUCAGUACCACUUGUCAUGAAGAUCGUACAGCUACUUCCCAGAAUUUGAAUUCCUUCUCAGAAUGUUAAUUUUACGUUGACGAGAGAACCGAAUGUACGGUUAUUGUUUUAUUUUAAAAAGUAGGCUAGCAUAACGGAAAACUUAGACGCACUAAAUGUCCACUACUGAUUUUAAAGGGUAACUUACACUUGGACUAAAAUUGUGCAUAUUUAUCUUUUUUGAGUGGAAUGUAAUAUUUAGAUAGAUUUGCAUUCAGCAGUGUAAUGUCUAAACAAAAAGUAAAUUUGAAUUUCAAUGUAUGUUGUUAUUUUUGUCAAACGAUUGCCAAAUGUGACACGACAGAAUGAUGACUUUUCCACCAUGAAUAUGGACUAAAGAAUAAUAAUGAAAAAGGUAAUUGUGACUUUUCAUCUUACAAUUCUGACUUUUUUCUUAAAAUAAAAGUCAAAAUUGCAAGAUAUAUACUCAGAAUUGUGGGGGGAGAUAAA
Messenger RNA from Carassius auratus (goldfish), 3869 nucleotides. Its product is annotated as serine/threonine-protein kinase DCLK1. The record is from RefSeq and is a predicted model, not a curated record. The coding region runs from base 469 to 2673 and encodes 734 amino acids. The transcript has 16 exons. Gene Ontology annotation, molecular function: ATP binding; protein kinase activity. Lineage: Eukaryota; Metazoa; Chordata; Actinopteri; Cypriniformes; Cyprinidae. Gene Ontology annotation, biological process: intracellular signal transduction; protein phosphorylation.